AUGACGGAUAUAAAAUCCAUGUUCCACCAGUUCUACGUGAAACGAAUAGAUCGAGAUCUUCUGAGAUUCUUGUGGUGGAAAGAUGGCGAUAUGCAAAAACCUAUAGUGGAACAUCGAAUGAAGGUACAUUUGUUUGGUGCUGUAAGCUCGCCAGGGAUCGCCAAUUUUGGACUUAAACGAGCAGCCGAUGAUGGGGAAGAAGAAUUUGGCACAACCCCUGAGGAAGCAAUUGAUGUCAUACACCAAGCUAAAGGUGUUUGUGAGAAAGCUGGUUUGCAGCUCCACAAAAUCAUCAGCAAUAAUCGAAAAGUUUUAAAAAGUGUGUCUUCUGAUGAGCGCUGUGCGAGAUAA
Ciona intestinalis (vase tunicate) is the source of this 351-nucleotide messenger RNA. NCBI's taxonomy places the organism in Eukaryota, Metazoa, Chordata, Ascidiacea, Phlebobranchia, Cionidae. The record is from RefSeq and is a predicted model, not a curated record.